Dermacentor andersoni is the source of this 894-nucleotide messenger RNA. RefSeq names its product 2-Hydroxyacid oxidase 1-like. Gene Ontology annotation, molecular function: oxidoreductase activity. The record is from RefSeq and is a predicted model, not a curated record. NCBI's taxonomy places the organism in Eukaryota, Metazoa, Arthropoda, Arachnida, Ixodida, Ixodidae.
AUGCCUAACGACCCAUCACCAGCCCAGACUGCCAUUACUAAGGCCGUUGUCCGACAGAUUUUGACAUGCCUGCCUCUGGAAGAAAUGGAAGGCGGCAUGACGACCAUAGCCGACGUGCAGCGUAUCGGAGAAGCAAAACUGGAUGAUGCGAUCAGAGGCUAUAUCGGCGGCGGUGCUGGUGAAGAACAAACCUUGAGAGAUAAUAUCACCGCAUUCAGAAGAUUCCGCUUCCGGCCUCGCGUCCUUGUCGACGUUUCUAUGCCCAGCACCAGCACUGUUGUUCUUGGAGAAACGAUUGCGGUUCCUAUCGGACUGGCACCAACGGCAGCCCAAAGGAUCGCACACGUUGAAGGAGAAAUCGCUGCAGCGCAAGCGGCACAGAAAGCCCGUACGCUGAUGAUACUGAGUUCCAUGAGCUCCACAACGAUCGAAGACGUGAGAGCUAGUGCGCCCGACCUGCUCCUCUGGCAGCAGAUCUACCUAUUUCGCAAUCGCUCCCUGACGGAGUCACUUGUGAGGAGAGCCGAGAACCAAGGGUUUGCCGCCAUCGUCGUCACCGUGGACUCGUCCAUCCCUGAACAGGCUGUCGUCGCCGCCAAAAGCCGAUUCCGUCUUCCAAAUGGCGUUACCCUUGCCAAUCUCGAGGCUUCGCUUCCCGGUCACUGUUUCAGUUACGAUGCGAGCAGUGAAGGAUAUCUUCCAAAAUACCGCUCAGCCUCAGUUACAUGGGAUGACGUGCUGUGGUUGAGAAGCAUCACAAGCCUACCUAUAGUUGCCAAGGGCAUCAUCACAGCCCAAGCUGCCAUCGAGGCUCUCAAUCAUGGUGCCGCGGCAGUUAUCGUCUCAAAUCAUGGCGGCCGCGUUCUGGAUGGAACGCCAGCAGCGGUAUGGUAA